UAAAUAUGGCGGACGUGACGUCAUCAGCCGCCUUCAUCCGGGGACCGAGACCCUGGACCUUCCCUCCUCCCAGUGCCCUUCCAUUAGUAUUUAGUGUUAUUUCCUAUAUUUUCCAGCUGUUUUCAUGCAUAGAGAAGAAUAGAAAGAGGAGGAAAGAAGGAGAAAUGAAGAAGGAGGAGGAAGAAGAGGGAAGGGAAGGAGGAAGAGGAGAAGGAAAAGAAGAAAUAUUAAGAAAAGAUUUUCACUGAAUUUCCAGCGUUUUAAAGUGAGACGGCCCACAGAGUCGCGCCAAAAACGUGGAUCUACAGGCCAGGCAUCUUAUGUUUAACCAGGUGUACAAGGUGCUGGCUUUCAAGGGCCCCUCCACACCUACAGACACACGCACACACCACCAGAUACAGGAAGAAUUAAUUGAUGAGCUACAGAACUACACCAUCGUUCAGGUGGCAGCCGGAGACCAGCACUCUCUUGCUCUCACCUCCUGGGGCCUGAUCUACGCACGGGGUGACAAUGGGUACGGUCAGCUUGGCGUCAACUCCUGCGACAGUCACACCGCCACACGCAAGCUUGUCAAGAGUCUGGCCAGGAAGGUGACAGUGCAGCUGGCCUGUGGCGCCAACCACACCCUUGCCUUGACUGCUGAUGGUGACAAAAUACCUUCGGCCAGUUGGCACUUAGACACCGACAGGGGCCCCAGAAGGAUCCUGCCCUGGUGACCUCCUUGGCUGGCACCCUCUUAGUCCUGCUGGCCGCUGCGGGUCACCACUCUGCUGCCGUGACCCAGGCCGGCUACCUGCUGUUGUGGGGGUCAAACAAGCAGGGUCAACUGGGCUAUACUCCCAAGGGUGAUCCUCUUGUUAGUGACACCCCAGCGUUGGUGCCGAAUUUGGCCUCUUAUUCUGAACGAAUUGGGUAUGUGGCACUUGGGGAGAGCCACACAGCGGCACUCGACUCUUUAGGGAAGAAUUAAUUGAUGAGCUACAGAACUACACCAUCGUUCAGGUGGCAGCCGGAGACCAGCACUCUCUUGCUCUCACCUCCUGGGGCCUGAUCUACGCACGGGGUGACAAUGGGUACGGUCAGCUUGGCGUCAACUCCUGCGACAGUCACACCGCCACACGCAAGCUUGUCAAGAGUCUGGCCAGGAAGGUGACAGUGCAGCUGGCCUGUGGUGCCAACCACACCCUUGCCUUGACUGCUGAUGGUGACAAAAUACCUUCGGCCAGUUGGCACUUAGACACCGACAGGGGCCCCAGAAGGACCCUGCCCUGGUGACCUCCUUGGCUGGCACCCUCUUAGUCCUGCUGGCCGCUGCGGGUCACCACUCUGCUGCCGUGACCCAGGCCGGCUACCUGCUGUUGUGGGGGUCAAACAAGCAGGGUCAACUGGGCUAUACUCCCAAGGGUGAUCCUCUUGUUAGAUCUUCGCAGGGGGGGGACGUCAGCAUGGCCACCGUCAGCAGGGAGAGUGGGGGUGCUGAGGACUUUUGCAGCCCUCCCCUACCCCGACCAAAUGCCCUCUCUCUCACAAUUCAAGAACAUAUGAUUAAGAAACUUCUGUCAAUUGAGGAAGAAGACAUGAUUGAUGACGAUUUGUUUACGUUCGUACUGGCAUUCAAAACGUGGCCAAGAGUCUUCCUUCGCAUCCCCCAGCCAGGACGCCUUACGCUGUUAUGUUCUUCCCCUGUACAAGGACUUCACUGACCCUAAACAAACGGCCAAACUCCAAACGCCGUAUGCUGAGGGAGUGUUGAAGCUUGACAAGGAGAUGGCGGAGGUGUUCAGGACUUUCCACUAAGGCUGGUUACUGUGUACAAGAAUGUGGUGGUACAAAUACUGAAUUUUGCUCACCAAUCUAGCUCUGAGAGACCGGCGUGCCCUCGUGUCUUCCCUGCGGCUGUUGUCCCUGGUCCACGGUCUGAACUUCCAAGCCGGCUGCCGAGUGGGGCGGUUGAACUACGACGACUUUUACAUCCCAGAAAUUGCUAGAGAAAAUUGAUAUUAGGAAUGAUUACUUGAACUGGAUGAACAGCAGGCUUCACCCGAUGUCCAGGAGGGAGAGUCCAAUCCUGUUCUGUGAGUAUCCAUUCUUGUUCGACCCUCAGGCCAACACGCUGCUGCUCAGGUGUGACGCCACUCGGCAGGGCGAAUGUUUCCCAGACCACCCGGUCAUACGCACGUUCUGGGAAGUAUUUCACAAACUCUCCCUGGAGCAGAAGAAGUGGUUUUUGAAGUUCCUGACGGGUACUGACAGGGUUCCUAUUCUGGGCAUGAAGGCACUCAAGUUGAUGAUCCAAAGCACAGCAGACGACAGCUUCCUUCCGGUCGCACACACCUGCAUCGCCCAACUCGACCUGCCAAGAUACAACACCAAAGAGAAGCUGAAAUACAAACUUCUACAGGCCGUACAGCAGAGUGAAGGGUUCGGCCUGGUGUGAGGGUGUCAGGGGGUGUUGACGGGGUGUGAGGGGGUGUUGAAGGGUGUGAGGGGGUCAGGGGAGGCUGUGUGAGUUGGAUAAGAGUGACCUUGUGUGUGGGAGGAAGUGCCUGUUAAGAAAAUAGAAUAUAUAGAAAUUAAUAGAAAAUAUAUGUAAUAGUUUACAGAAUUAUUAUUAUUAUUAUUAUUAUUAUUAUUAUUAUUAUCAAAUUGAGUAUAUUUUUUAGUCUUGUUACAAAAAAAAAUGAAUGAAAUAAAGAAAAUGAAAAAGGUAA
Molecule: messenger RNA, 2711 nt
Organism: Scylla paramamosain (green mud crab)
Lineage: Eukaryota; Metazoa; Arthropoda; Malacostraca; Decapoda; Portunidae
Product: probable E3 ubiquitin-protein ligase HERC4
Exons: 16
Coding region: 2024-2437 (137 amino acids)
Biological process (GO): protein polyubiquitination
Molecular function (GO): ubiquitin protein ligase activity
Source: RefSeq, a predicted model, not a curated record